Ostrea edulis (European flat oyster) is the source of this 5164-nucleotide messenger RNA. RefSeq names its product actin-like. The record is from RefSeq and is a predicted model, not a curated record. Bases 3875 to 5005 code for a protein of 376 amino acids. The transcript is spliced from 2 exons. NCBI's taxonomy places the organism in Eukaryota, Metazoa, Mollusca, Bivalvia, Ostreida, Ostreidae.
UUUUAAAUUCUUGAAAAAAUCACAUCUUUUACAGCUCUUAUCGGGAGCGUAUAUAUUAACAAUAGAAAAUAUACGACCCUUUAUAUCAACAUUUAAGAGAAUUUUUCUAAAUAAAAUUGAGACACUGAAUCGCUGUAGUUAUGGAAUGGUUUUCCAAUAUUAUAUUUACUUUCAUACUUUUUAACAAAGUGUGUUUCUUGUAAAAAUGCAAUAUCUAUUUUCGUUUCUGAUAGCUUUACCAAUGAUUUGUCCUAAGAUAUUCUGAGCGGGCCAAUCAGAUGGUUUCGUGUUUUGGGUACCUGUCUGGUCCAGUCCUGUCCCCCACUUGUCAUUAAAAGUAGACUCGGCGAACAGGGUAUCCUUUUUAACAGAUCUGAGCUUCACUCUGAAUCUCUUCACUUGAAUGCAUUUAUUUUCUAUUAUUUCUUUCAUAACAUCCUCAGAGGAUUCGUUCCACUGAGCAUUGAUUUUCACUUUAUCAUCAUUGCGUUUGGCGGAAAGCGCAUCUGUAGCAUUUUGAAUUGAUUUGGCGGCAUCCAGGUCCCCACAUCUGGGAAUAUUGAAUUCAACAAGAAGGAUAUGCAAACAUUACCAUCAUUUUAUGUUGAGAUGCUCAGUGCAUGGUAUGCAAUUGAAGAUUUCGUUGUUUUUAAUUAUAAUGACUGUGAUAUAUACAAAUUCUGUUUGUUUUAUAAUCUAAGUUAUGAAUGCUGGGAAAAUGUUGAAAUGGGAACAUUUUAACAAAGCGGGCAUUACUCACAUAACAGAUAAUACAUAUAAAGUUCUAUAUAUAAACUUUUUUUUUUACCAUUAUCGUGUAUUAUUGAGAUUAUUCAGGAAUGUAAUCCAAAUAUCCGCGAAAACUUCAUUAAGGACAAUUAUAAAUGUUUAUUGUCAAUCAUACCAGAAGAAUGUAUAACGAAAUUAUUUUUAAAAUCAGACAAUUCUGUACAUGUACAUCGCAAAAAUAGAGGCAAUAUAUCUUCAAAUUUAUUUGAACAUGAAGGACAUGAAUUAGAAUCACUUUUCCAGACCUAUAUAAUGUUUCAUAACCGAAAAUUGCAUUAUGAAAAAUUUUGAAAUCCAAUCUAAUAAUUAUAACAGGUGGUUUACACGACUGUUUAUACGACUGUAACAAUCUUGAACAUUUAUUGAAGGAUUUUGAGAAUUCGGUUUAUAAUCAUUUGAACGCUGAUGUAGUCUAUAUAUCAGUAUUGCCACCUGAAACAAAAAAUAUCAAUUUAUUUUUAUUGAUUUUUUCAUAUCACUCUGUAUAUUUAGCAGAUUUAGACGGAGACAAAUAUUUAAAAAAGAAAACAAAAAGUUUGUCAAAUCCUGCUUAUGCAAAUAUAUUUUAAGAAAUUAUAUCUCAUAUAAUCAUGAUCAACUUUGUGUUGCUGAAAACGGAAAUGAUGUGUUCUAUAAAAAAAAAAUCUUGUACAGAAAUCCUCUAGUCAAAGAAAGAGAUGAUAUUUUGAUGUUUAUGUUUUAAAUAUUUUGUGUUUAAUAGUUAUCUUCUUAAAUUCAGAGAGAGAAAAGCACGUCGACUGCUGAACCGUAGAUCUCGGGAUCGAGUCCAGCAGGGGUUUUAAUCCUUUUUAUGCCCCCGAGAUCGAAGAUCAGGGGGCAUAUUGUUUUUGUCCUGUUUGUCAUCCUGUCUGAAACUUUAACCUUGCUAAUAACUUUUGAACAGUUAGUGCUAGAGCUUUGAUAUUUCACAUGAGUUUUCCUUGUGAUAAGACCUUUCUGUUGGUACUAAACGUUUUGACCUUGGCAUUGACCUACAUUAAAAAAAAUUGAUAUAGGCCAUAACUUCUAAAUGUUAAAUAUUUUUGAUAUUGCACGUGAGCAUUUCUUGUGACAAGAUAUUUCUAUUGGUACCAAGAUAUUUGUCGUUAUGACCUUGGCCAUCUUUGUAAUGGCCAUUGUAUCAUGGCUGCGGUGUUUUUCCUAUUAUAUAAAGUGUACAAUAACUGGAGAUACACCAGUGGGCGGAACCAUCAUUUGCAUAUUUUUUAAAACUGUGCGGUGUAAAUAAAGGUGUUGCACGUCUCAUGUUAAUUUCCCUAAAGGUGUUGCAUGAAAGAUCGAAAAAAAAUGAGUUAUUCAAAUAUAUUAUGAAACCAAUUGGAAUGUAUGUCUUGAUUCAAUAAUUUUUGAAAAUAUGUUUAAAAGACAUGUGUUGACAAAAUUAGCCAAACUAUUUCGAGCUUCAAUCAAGCAAUAAGCGAUUUAUAUGAUUUUUAACGUUAAAAUGUAGGGGUAUCCCCGAAUUUCAGAAAAACUGCCUCCGUGAAACAAUAUAAAUUUAGCAUGAACAUGUUCUUCGAGUUUUCCUCUAAAAAAAACUGUCGCUUUGAAAUUUUGUUUCACAAGGGCAUUUUUUGUAAAUUAAAAAAAAAUCGAAACAACAUCACUGGGAUUAUUUUCAACUUCACCUGUACGUUAAUUUUCCUUAGUGAUGUAUGGUCUACUAAGUGGUUCAGUGGGUAAGGUCGUCCACUCCGAAAUGUAAAGAUGUUUUCUAUUUUUAAAACGACCGGAUUCGACUCCCUCACGAACACAUUUUUUUCCAUAUUACGUUUUCCAUCUAGAUUUUUUUUUCUUAAUUCAAACACAUUUCUAGACUUUAUAAAUUUUUCAUGUCAAAUCUCUGUUUAUUACCAUGUGCCGAGUUUGAAAUAAAUUUUCAACCUGGACACUGUUUAGUUUGUGAAUAGGACUUUCAACAAACACGUCGAAUACAGCAUGUAAUACCUGUGUUUUAAUAGUCAAGGCUGCUAACGAGAACUUGUAUGUUUUUCUGAAUGAAAGUUGUUGACAAAGGCAUGGUGCCUUUUAAGAAAAACUGUUGUGAACUUUGCAAAGCUUUGGAAGAAAAACUUUAAGGCCAAACAUGGUAAAUAACCGUUAAACAGUUUGAGUUUAUAUGUAUUCCAGUAGCAAAUUGGUAUGUUAAAUCAAGUUUUACAGGUGCAUGUACUUCGAAUAAUGUUUAACUUUAUUAAAGCAUAUUAAACUUCCCAUAUUUUGUUUUGUGGUCAGAGUCAUGUACAAUUGCCAAUUGUUGAUUGUAGAAAACAAUACAUACGAGUAUAAGAGCUUUUGGACUGUUGUAGUAUAGAAUAAUAUUUGAUACACUCGUAACAUGUAACCGUAUGCAUUGUAUCUGAUACUCAGAAAAAAGACCAUUUAAUUUUCACGAUUUCAAAAAUUAUCUUUAGACUACAUGUAUAAUGUAUUGACACAUAAAAUGUAUUAGGCUUGUCCCUAGUACUGGGGAAUCCUUCAGGUAUUUAAAUGGCAAAUACGAAAUGAGUAUAAAUAUUAAUGAAGGUCAGUUCUACGUCCCGAGUGCUGGCACGGAGCUCCGAUUAGGGAAAAUUCCCACUUCGGUGCAACACCCUCUUAUUGAACAUUCGACUCGUGCUUCUCACUCGUCACCGCCCUUCGUCCAAAUAAAUCAAAAUACAUCGAAAUAAAUAUACAAUAUUAACUAUUACUUAUCGGGGGGCAUUUGCAUUUCACAAAAACGUCUUGUUUCAGAUUCCUUUGUACUAAAACUGCAUUUUGUUUUUACUAAAUAAAGUAAAGUUCAAAGUUUUCAAUUUCAAAAUAUUGUUCUUUUCAUCCAUAUCAAAUUUCGCUGGUGCAGCAUAACUCCUUAAAGGCUUUGUAAAAUUAUCUCGGGUUGCUCUUAGGUAUCAGAUGGGUAUAUCAGGUGAUUUCCAGAUAUUCAAACGCCGAAUAGUUUUACCAUAUAAGGUGAUUGUGUUUCUGCGCUAUAUUCCAGGAAUUGCACUGGCAGGCUUCUUCAUUCAUCAGAGAACUUUUACUGACAGUGGUAGGCCUAGGAACUGAAAAAUAAAAUACAAUGGGUGACGAAGACGUUGCAGCUUUAGUUAUUGAUAAUGGAUCCGGAAUGUGCAAGGCUGGAUUCGCCGGAGACGAGGCCCCCAGGGCCGUGUUCCCCUCCAUAGUUGGACGACCCAGACAUCAGAGUGUUAUGGUUGGUAUGGGUCAGAAAGACAGCUAUGUAGGAGACGAGGCCCAGAGCAAGAGAGGUAUCCUCACCCUCAAGUACCCCAUUGAACACGGUAUCGUCACCAACUGGGACGACAUGGAGAAGAUCUGGCAUCACACCUUCUACAAUGAACUCCGUGUAGCCCCAGAGGAACACCCCGUUCUCCUGACCGAGGCCCCACUCAAUCCCAAGGCCAACAGAGAAAAGAUGACAAAAAUCAUGUUCGAAACCUUCAACUCUCCUGCCAUGCACGUCCAUAUCCAGGCUGUCCUUUCCAUGUUCGCUUCCGGUCGUACAACUGGUAUUGUACUGGAUUCCGGAGACGGAGUAUCUCACACAAUACCCAUCUAUGAAGGUUACGCCCUUCCCCACGCCAUCAUGCGAUUGGAUCUCGCUGGACGUAAUCUGACCGAUUACCUCAUGAAAAUCCUCACAGAGCGUGGUUACUCCUUCACAACCACAGCUGAAAGAGAAAUCGUCAGGGACAUUAAAGAGAAAUUAUGCUAUGUUGCUUUGGACUUCGAACAGGAGAUGGGCACUGCUGCAUCCUCAUCGUCCUUGGAAAAGAGUUAUGAACUUCCUGACGGUCAGGUUAUCACCAUUGGAAACGAGCGAUUCAGGUGCCCAGAGGUCAUGUUCCAGCCAUCCUUCCUUGGAAUGGAAUCUUCUGGUAUCCAUGAAACCACAUACAAAAGUAUCAUGAACUCUGAUGUCGAUAUCAGGAAAGACUUGUAUUUUAAUAUUGUCUUAUCUGGUGGUUCAACGAUGUUCCCUGGUAUUGCAGACAGAAUGCAUAAAGGAGUUACUGCUCUCGCACCACCAACAAUGAGGAUCAAGGUUAUCGCUCCACCAGAGAGGAAAUACUCCGUCUGGAUCGGUGGUUCCAUCUAUGCUUCUCACGCCACCUUCCAACAUGCGUGGAUCAGCAAACAGGAAUACGAGGAAUCGGGUCCAUCCAUUGUCCACAGGAAGUGCUUUUAAGUGCCUUUCUUUCUAUGAACUUUUAAGAACUCUUAAAAUAUUACUACUAUACAUAUUUUCAUAUAAUGAGACCAUAAUUGUUCAUCCUUUAUACAUUUUUAAUCCUUUGUUAAACACUUUAUAUAUUUGUUACAAUCUAAUAAAUUCAUAAAACAAGAA